Molecule: messenger RNA, 762 nt
Organism: Wallemia mellicola CBS 633.66
Lineage: Eukaryota; Fungi; Basidiomycota; Wallemiomycetes; Wallemiales; Wallemiaceae
Exons: 3
Coding region: 1-762 (253 amino acids)
Source: RefSeq, a predicted model, not a curated record
AUGAUCGAAUUUCCUAAGACGCAAUCUGUGGAUAAUAUAUGCAUUCCUAAUGACGUAAAAGCAAAGCGAAGGCGUCCACUUAGUUUGCCCUCGUUCGACUUCCGCUUGAUUGCAGCAACGUUGAGGUCAAACAAAACGGAAAGUUACAAGGAUGUCCUAAACCACAGGAGAAUUGAGUUAGGUAUAGAUACUCUUAAGAGGGCAGUAUCUGCCGACAGGGAGAAAGACGAUGAAUUGGCCUAUGAGGCUUACUUCCAAGCAAUGGAUUCUAUAUUUAGUUCUCUCAAUUCUGAUCGCGAGUUUGAUAAGGAAUACAUAGAAAAACGAAUAAAUUGCCACUUGAACAAGCUCGGUUUAAGGCCAGUAGCUUACGAUAACGAUAAGGAUGUCAGUUGGAGAAGUUUUGUUAUCGAUAACGCGGUAUCAGCUGCGGUAUUAGCUAAAAAGUCAAAGAUACCGGAGUACAUCUACAGAAUGAUAACUGGUUUAUUGGACACAUUAUAUGAACUAAACUCUAAGCUAGAACUUUCUACUAAACUAAUAGGGGCUUUUGAUAAGACAGUCACGCUUUUUCUUCGCCUGGAUGGUAACUUCGAUCUCCACCAAUGGGCGUCUGAGAUUAGCUGGACAUUAUGGGAGGCGCUGCUGAGAGCUUCUAUAGCCUUUGCACAGGCUGACUCAGCUGGUACACAUAACUCACGUAGUCGCCCGCGUGACCGGGAGGAAAGUGAUUUUAAAGUAGAAACGAUAGAGAAGAGUUAA